Messenger RNA from Cyclopterus lumpus (lumpfish), 3038 nucleotides. Its product is annotated as cGMP-dependent protein kinase 1-like. The transcript has 20 exons. The record is from RefSeq and is a predicted model, not a curated record. Gene Ontology annotation, molecular function: ATP binding; cGMP-dependent protein kinase activity. Bases 1 to 2124 code for a protein of 707 amino acids. Lineage: Eukaryota; Metazoa; Chordata; Actinopteri; Perciformes; Cyclopteridae. Gene Ontology annotation, biological process: protein phosphorylation.
AUGUAUUUGUACAUGGCGGUGUCGAAGAGCUCCGGCACCCUGCGGGACCUCCAGCUGGCUCUGCAGCUGAAGAUCGAGGAGCUCCGUCAGAGAGACGCUCUGAUCGACGAGCUGGAGCUGGAGCUCGACACCAAGGACGACCUGAUCCGGCAGCUACAGGUGGAGAUGGACCGGCACCGUAGCGCCUCGCAGCAGGCGGCCACCGCCGCCGCCGCCGCCGGGGAGUCGGCCAGCACGGGAGCCGCCGUCCAGCCGCCGGCUGCACCGGAUGAACCUCAGCGCAUGAAGAGACAGGCGAUCUCUGCAGAGCCCACAGCCCUGGACCCCUCACAGCUGACCGAUGUCACACUCAAGAGCUACUCCAAGACCAAAGAGUCCAAUGAGCUGAUCCAGAGGGCUCUAAUGGACAAUGACUUCAUGAAACACCUGGAACACGGGCAGAUCCUCACCAUCAUGGACUGCAUGCAUCCAACCAGCCUGACCAAAGGCUGCUGUGUGAUCCAGGAGGGAGACGACGGCUCCACGGUCUACGUUCUGGAGGAGGGAAUGGUGGAAGUGACGAAGCAAGGACAGAAGCUGUGCACCAUCGGCCAGGGAACAGUGUUCGGAGAACUGGCCAUCCUGUACAACUGCACUCGCACUGCGACUGUCACAGCUCUGACCGACAUCAAGCUGUGGGCCAUCGACCGGCAGGGUUUCCAGACCAUCAUGAUGAGGACUGGUCUCAUCAAGCACUCCCAGUACACAGACUUCCUGCGCAGCGUUCCCUCGUUUCAGGAGCUGCCCGAGGACGUUCUCAGCAAACUGGCCGAUGUUCUAGAGGAGACUCAUUACAGUGACUGUGAUUACAUCAUCCGUCAGGGAGCCACCGGAGACACCUUCUUCAUCAUCAGUGAAGGACAGGUGAAAGUCUCCCAGCAGAACUCACCCAGUGACGAGCCGCUGGUGGUGAAGACGCUCACUAAGGGAGACUGGUUUGGAGAGCAGGCUUUGAAAGGCGAGGACGUGCGCACGGCGAGCGUCACGGCGAUGGGAGACGUCACAUGUCUCGUUAUCGACAGAGAGUUGUUCAAACAGCUGAUCGGAGGACUCGAGGACGGCGACAACAAGGAGAGCGACAGCGACGAGUUUGAGUCCAGUGUGCAGGCGGAGGCAGACUUAUUUUCCAGAGUGUCACUGAAUGAUCUCAACAUCAUCUGCACUCUGGGGAUGGGAGGCUUCAGCCGGGUGGAGCUGGUGCAACUGAAGAACGACCCCAACCGCUCGUUCGCCCUGAAGGUUCUGAAGAAACGCCACGUCAUGGACACGAGUCAGCAGGGUCACAUCCUGUCAGAGCGCCGCAUCAUGAUGGAGGCCCACAGCCCCUUCAUCAUCAGGCUGUAUCGGACUUUCCGAGACUCUAAGUACCUCUACAUGCUGCUGGAGGCGUGUCUCGGGGGAGAGCUGUGGACGCUGCUGAGAGACCGGGGGUCGUUCGACGACGGCAUCACUCGCUUCUACACCGGCUGCGUCAUCGAGGCGCUGGCCUUCCUGCACUCCAGAGGGAUCAUCUACCGAGACCUGAAGCCCGAGAACAUCAUCCUGGACCACCGAGGAUACGCCAAGCUGGUGGACUUUGGCUUCGCCAAGAAAGUGGGUCUGGGGAAGAAGACGUGGACUUUCUGCGGGACUCCGGAGUACGUGGCCCCGGAGAUCAUCCUGAACAAGGGCCACGACAGCUCCGCCGACUGCUGGUCUCUGGGGAUCCUGGUCUUUGAGCUGCUCAGCGGCAGUCCUCCGUUCUCGGGCUCCGACCCCAUGAAGACCUACAACAUCAUCCUGAAGGGCAUCGACAUGAUCGAGUUUCCCAAGAAGAUCACCAAGAGUGCAGCGAACCUCAUCAAGCGUCUCUGCAGGGACAACCCUUCAGAGAGGCUGGGAAAUCAGAAGAAUGGAGCCAAGGACAUCCAGAAACACAAGUGGUUUGAAGGCUUCAACUGGGACGGCCUCCGCCAGGGAACCAUCGCUUCCCCGUUCACGCCCGCGGUGGACGGACCGCUUGACAACCGCAACUUUGACUACUUCCCUGAGGACGCCGAGGACCCGCCUCCUGAUGAAGAGUCCGGCUGGGACCUGGAGUUCUAGAAGGACCGGGUCACGGACCGGACGCCGAGGACCCGCCUCCUGAUGAAGAGUCCGGCUGGGACCUGGGAUUCUAGCAGGACCGGGUCAUGGACCGGAGGCUGAGCGGACGAAGAACACUGUGACUCUUAACCGAAAAUAGCUGUUUGCCUCUGGUGGAUGUUAAGAGUGUUACACAUGUUCAAUACCUCAAUCAGGAAGUCAUCAAUCUGAGUUAAAAAGUCAUGAUAUUAAGAGACAAUGUUAAGAAUUCAACAAUAAAGUCAGAAUAUUUAUAACAAUUAAGAUUAAAGUAAAAAUAAAAAUAAUUAUUUAUAGUCGUAAUAUUACAGAAAAAGGGUCAUAAAAUAUUAUGUAUAAAAAUCAUUAUAGUUGUAAAAUUGCAGGAAAAAAGAUCUGAACAUGUUAGAAAAUAACAUACUAUUUAAGGAAUAUAAAGUCCUAAUUUCUUGUGAAUACAGUUGGUAAUAUUGCAAAAAUAUAAUUAAUAUUUAGAAAAUAAAGAUUGAGGUCCUAUUAUCUCCAGGAUAAAGUCAUCACUUUGUAUAUCAUAAAAUGUAAAGAAUUAACCAGGCGUUUCCUUUUUUAACCACUUCAUAUUCUGAUUAAUUAAGUUUAAGAAAUGUAGAAAGUCAUAUCUUGAAAAAUAAACGUAUGACAACAAAGAACAUAAAACAUAAAGUUGUACUAUUUUGAAAAGAAGACUCAUAAUAUCGUAAGAAAGAAUAAUAAUGUAGUGACCUCCCGUCCUCAAUCAGGGUCUGACAAACACAGGACUUUCAUCCAGGAGGCCGCUGUACGUUUCUCAUGUAAAUGCUUGUUACGUUGUUACGUUGUUAUUUUGUUACAAUGUUAUUUUGUUACGUUGUUAUUUUGUUACGUUGUUUUUUUGUUGCGUUGCUACGUUGUUAUUUUGU